Molecule: messenger RNA, 3671 nt
Organism: Pararge aegeria (speckled wood butterfly)
Lineage: Eukaryota; Metazoa; Arthropoda; Insecta; Lepidoptera; Nymphalidae
Product: kielin/chordin-like protein
Exons: 15
Coding region: 105-1976 (623 amino acids)
Molecular function (GO): peptidase inhibitor activity
Source: RefSeq, a predicted model, not a curated record
UACUAAUACAAAGAUCAGUAGGGUUCAAGCCGCAGUGGGAAGUGGACGUGCGCGUCACUUAGUUUAUUUAUUGUGUUGUGAAUAUUUUUUAGGAUUUUUGUGAAAUGAAGUGGGUUGUGUUGGGGAGCUUUGUCGUGUGCCUGGCGACUUUAAGUAGAGGAAGUGCACUCAGUUGCCAACCCGGAUCAAAAGAUGCACAGUGCAUAUCAGAAAAUACGGAAAAAGAAUCGACACAACCUUCCAGUAAUGUAAGAGAGAGAAAAAAGAGCCGAUGGGCGGAAUGCCUGGCCGGGAGCGAAUGGGAGAGCAAAUGCCACAGAUGUCGGUGUUCUGAGGAAGGGCAUGCAGAAUGCACGAGGAUGGACACUUGCGAGAAAGGCGACGAUGGAGAUCCAAUCAGAUGUAAACCAAGGACAUCUUUCAAAAACGAAUGCAACACCUGCUCUUGCCUUGAAAACGGUGUCAGCAUCUGCACUUUGAUUGGAUGUUUGUCAUCAUUACCCCCGCUACAAGUUCUACCCGAAGCAAGUACUACAAUUUCACCAUCAAUGCGUCAGGGGAAAGAGUGUUUGCCGGGCUCGAAGUGGAAUUCCCACUGCAAUUCAUGCUUCUGCUCUGAAGACGGACUUCCGGCGUGCACGAUAAUGGCAUGUAAAGGACAGGGCGAUGAGCCCGACUCGACUUGCGCCCCAGAAACGUCUUGGAAGAACAAUUGCAACCGUUGCUGGUGUGACAACGGCCGAGCCGCCUGCACUAGGAUGGGAUGUGAUGGACCUAUCGUAACCGAUUUUAAACCCAGCCGCACCAAACGCUCAGAGGGCGCUGAACCCGAAAUUGUCACCAGUUUAAGGAUACAUGGGAAUGGCUUUUCCAAAAGAUCCGCACCCAUUUGCAAACCGAAUGCGUCGUUCAAAGUGUACUGCAAUUAUUGUGAGUGCGCGUCCGAUGGACUCAGCUAUACGUGCACAAACCAGGAGUGCAUGGAAAGGGACGUCAAAGAUGAGGUCGAAGUUUUUAUGGAAAGUGAGGGCGCAGAUCAUAUUGAACGCCAUUCGGUAUGUAAACCUCGCGGCAUCUUCCACAUCGGCUGUAACACAUGUCACUGUAGUGCAGAUGGAUUGGACUUUAGUUGCACCAAUAAGCCGUGCCCGUUGCCUGAUGACGUGGAAAUUUUCCGUGAAUUGAGAGCGUCAAGGACAGCAAUAAACGAAAAAGAUGUGGUAUGUGCCGCUAAUCGCAUGUUUAUCAAAGAUUGUAACACUUGUUGGUGCAAUGAAGAUGGCACUAGUUACUUUUGCACCCGAAAAGUCUGCAUAACUGACUUGCCUGACGAGGUCGUUGAAGACAAACCUGAGGAUGGAGAGAAGAUAAAGCAAAAAUGUAGACCGGACGAAGUUUUUGAACUGGAUUGUAACAUGUGCCGUUGCAACCCUGACGGAUUGUCUUUCUCUUGUACACGAAGGGCGUGUGUACCAGAGGAAAAGGGAAAGAAACUAUCCUUGAACAGAAGAGUUCGAGCGACUGCGCAGGGGACGCCAAAAAACUGCCAACCCGGUCUCGAGUUCCGCAUGGACUGUAACAAGUGCCUUUGCGACAACGAAGGUCAGAACUAUUCCUGCACACGUAUCGACUGCGCAGCGCAGAACAACAAUGGCAAUGGCGGAGCUAGGAGGAAACGAGCAACGGCCCAAGUCGCAACCCAGUGCGUGCCUGAGAGCGUGUUCAGCCAGGAUUGCAACGUAUGCCGUUGUGAAGCAGAUGGCAACCAUGCAACGUGCUCAAUAAAACGCUGCAAAGACGACAAUCCUGAAGAAGACGCGGACAAGGAACUUUCUCCAGACUCAGACCUAAGCUUCCGCUGCAAUCCCGGCGAGCAGUUCAAGCGUGGCUGCAAUGAUUGCACCUGCUCAGCUGAUGGCAAGAGCGUGUUCUGCACGAUACGCCUCUGCGACCAGGAUAUCACGCCGACGAUCUAACUGAUCCUAAUUAACAUACGAUACCUAAAUUAAAUAGAAAAGAAAUAAAUCCUCAUCAUUACUAACAGCCUGUUUAUGACACUCUAUCACAAAUGUAUUUAUAUCGUAGUAUUUUGGAAAAGUUUAUUUUGCUUUGUUUCACAUUUUAAUUUGACACCUCUCAAUCUACUAAGGUAUCCUGUGAAAUCUUGAAUCCUUUUUAGAUUUAUCCAUAUUUUUUUUGUUCAAUAAUUAAACGUUGAAAGCCAAUUUGUCUAUUUGUGCUUCAAUGAAUAUAUUUCGUAUAUUUCACAUCCAGAUUGAAAUUUGUUUAGCAGCUCUUUUAUUGCUCUUUGAUAUAUCUUAUAGCAGCUAAUACAACAGUUGAAUUUUUGUGUGCAUCAUAGAUACAAAUCAUUAAUGCAUUCUGUCUUUAAUUUAAACUACCUUGAUACAAAAACACCUAAUUAUUUCUUUAAUAUUCCUUUUUAUCUAUAAUCCUUUUAGUAGAUCAAGUAUUAUUAGUAAAACUAUCAGGUAUCGUGUGAUAACAAAUUUGAUCAGAUUAAAGUCCUAGCUACGGAAGUAUUUGUUUAAAAUAAGGUGGAGAUUCUUAAGCGUCGACAUUUGAGUGAUCGGACUAUGAUCAGUAACAUUGUUUUAAAAGUAUUUAAUUCCACACUUAAUUCGGACAUCAUUUGUGUGUUUGCUUAAAAAUGUAUUUUAGUUAUUAAGAUAAUAAGAACAUAACGCCUGUGUUACACUCAAUCAUUGUUAAAUGUACGAAGAUCAUCUCUGUGCGUUAAACCACGAUUGAAAUAUAGUUUAGAUUCAUUUUCAUCGUCAAUAUGUCGUAAUUAAGUGUUAGUAUGUAAGGGUGAUUCGCUUUUUGCAAAUCGGGUGUUUGUAUUAUUUUUAUUCGGUUUAUAAAAAGUACCUAUCACAUUCGUCUUAACAAUUUUUCUAUUAUCUCAGAUAUUGACAAAAUCCAACAGUCGUCUAGACAUCGCCAACGUUUGUUAGGCAUUUAUGGUGAAUAGCUUAAGAGAUUUGAGACUGUAGUUUUUAUAUACUAACCAAAAUGUUUGAAUUCAUGGUGGUUCUGUAACGAUUAGCUAAAAAUUAAAAGCUUUUUCUUAUAAUUGGCUUCCAUUUUUCUUAUAAUUGCUAAAUGUAGUAAAGUUUUGGCAUGCCGAUGAUACUGAGAUGAAGAUAGUAGAAGAAGUAGAGUUUUCUCAGUAUGAAACCCGGUCGGAAAUUAAUAUUAAUAUAAUAAUAACCAUUUGGAAUUUUAACUAAAAAGAUAAUCGUACUUUGCCAUCGUAAAUCUCGGUCGUAAAUUAAACUAGAGAAAACAUAUGUAAUCUGAAUCGGUCUAUAACCAAAAUCUUUUUCGAUAUUUUACCAAGCGAAAUAAGAGAUAAUAGAAAAACGAUUAAAACAAAAUCAUUCCUGACUUGGAUUCUACAGUGUAUUUUAGAAAAACCCACAUUCGAUUUGCCCUAAAAUAUAGAAUACACAAGACAAUGUGUGUCCUUCAUUAACCGUAAUUUAUCAAUUGCAAUAGUUCUAGUAAUUAUUUCCAUAGCGUGGUUAGCGAAAUAUUUUCGUUGUAAUGUAGUUUCCUUUUAGUACUUUCAAGGUACUCAUGUAUUAGGCAAUACAUUUUAUUAUUGUGCGAAUUUAAUCACGAAACGAAUAAAAAAUUUGAUUUUU